UGGUGGUGGUGGUCAAAGGGGGGUAACUCACAAUGACAAUAUUUCAAGAUGGCGGCGCCCAUGCGAAGCAUGGUAGUGCGAAGUAGAUUGACGAGUAUUUUGUCUUCAGUAGAAGCUGCAGUAUGUAUAAAUCGAUCUGUGACAUGGUGCUGUAUGCAGUAUCACUAUGCACGGAGACAUCUCACAACCCAGGCAGGAGGGACAGGAUCAUUAACACCGACAUCUGCGAUAGCCGAUUCUGCAGCUUCAACCGCACCAAACCAGUCACCGCGGCCUAGCGACAUUCCUGAUGUUCAGCAAGCCAAAGAUCACAUGACGUCAGGACAACAACAACGGGAUGUUAGCAUGACGAAAGAUGGCCAGCACUGGAGGCUCCUCAUGGAGCCAGAUCAACCGCCGGGCGCCAAGGUGCUGAGGGUCGCCAUCAUCGGCGUCCCCAACUCUGGGAAGUCCACGCUCACCAACAGACUCAUGGGAUGGAAAGUUUCUGCUGUGUCUAAGAAGGUUCACACAACACGAAGGAAUUCAAUGGCCGUCCACACAGAAGGAAAUACACAGAUAGUGUUCAUCGACACACCUGGCAUAAUGCAUCCCAUGGAGAAGAAAAGACACGGCCUUGAGAAGAGCCACUUCCUGGACCCAGCCCGGAGUCUGGAGCAGGCAGACUUAGUGGGAGUGUUGGUGGACGUGUCAGACGCCUGGAAGAGAGACCGCCUGGACCCGGUUGUGCUGAGGCAUCUCCACCUCCGCCCACACGUUCCAUCAGUCCUCAUCCUCAACAAGAUUGACAGUGUACAGGAGAAGGAGACGCUCCUCCAGUGUACGCGAUGUUUGACGGAGGGGAUCGUGAACCGUACACCAAUCAAAGCAACACCAAUGAGACAACCCAAGAAGGAGGGGAUAAACUUAAAGGAGAUGUUCGACCGUUACGAACGGGAUGCCAUCAAGAGGGGAGCAGACCCAUCUGUGACAGGUGACCUCUCCAACAGAGAUGCGGACUCAGGCGUCAGGAAGCAGGACAUUGAGGACGAUGAAGGGAAAACAAAGUCAGAACGGUUCAAGAAACGUCACAUCCUGCCUCUAGGGUCAGAGGUCAAGGACGAUGAUGGAUUGCCAAAUAAGGCAAUGCGACAGAAGAUCCGUCAGUCUCGAGGCUGGCCUCACUUUGACCGCGUGUUCAUGGUGUCCGCGCAGACUGGAGAUGGUAUCAAGGAGGUCAAGGACUACCUGAUGUCGUGUGCGGGACCGGGGGACUGGGAGUAUCACAGCAGUGUGGUCACGGAGGAUGACACGUUCCACAUCGCCAGGACCUGUGUCUGGGAGAAGCUGCUGGAUAAUCUGCCGGACGAAAUACCCUACCAGAUCUACCCGGAGAUCAUCGUGUGGGAGGUGGACGAACACCAGAAUCUGGACAUUGCGAUGGACAUCGUGACUCAGCGGCCGUAUCACUUGCGCUCCCUGGUGGGAAGAAGAGGGGAGACAAUCAGACUGAUCACAGCUCAGGCGAGGCAGGAAAUCAUGAACGUGUUCCGAUGUGAUGUCCGCCUCCAUCUUCAGGCCAGGAUAGGCUCCAAGCUGCAGGCCAAGAUGCGACAAGGCAGACCCCGGCGACAGAUGCGGCCAUUCAGCAGGGGAAGACAUUCGGGAUAUGACGGACAACCAGAACCCUAAUUUUCGAGUUUGUGAUGUUGCUGUACAUUUCUUGUAUUUUGGGGGCAUUUGUCCCGACUUUUGCAGAGACAAAGCAGCUAUAUGAGACAUCUGAUGGUUACCAUGUGUGGCCUGGCUGAUAGAAUGUUGUCGUACCGGGACGUCAUGGAUCAUAGCCCGUCAAAAACUGGUUUUCCAGGCUAAGACUUGGUUAAUUACAGGUCCACGUGAUAUGACAGAACUAUUGCUUUGUCACUCACUACGCUACAUGUGUUGGGUGGUUGGUUGAUGCAUGUAACCGUAUCCCCAUUGCAUGGAUCAAUGCUCAACAUGUCAAUCACUGGAGUGUCAGGUCCAGACUCGAUUAUUUACCCCCAAAUCAUAUAGCUGGAAUAUUGCUGAGUGUGGCGUUUGUUUCGAGUUAUGGCCGUGUUCCACAAAGCGAUCUUAGCAUUACGUUAACCAUAUUUCAAUGUUAAAGUCUUGGCGCUAAGUUCACAUUGUGGAAAGGGGACCAGGGCAUCAUUUCACAACGCAAUCGUAUCGCUAUGAAUGUUGUAAUUCUGUCAAAGUUUGAGAGUUACGAUCAUCUUUUCACUAAGGUCGCUUAUGUGUUAUUUAGGGAUAGUGCAGGAGCCUUGUGGAUGGUUUGUCCAUGCUCACAUGUGAAGCCCAUUGUGACUGGAAUAUUUCUAAGAGUGGCAUUAAAACAAUAUUCACU
Molecule: messenger RNA, 2371 nt
Organism: Haliotis rufescens (red abalone)
Lineage: Eukaryota; Metazoa; Mollusca; Gastropoda; Lepetellida; Haliotidae
Product: GTPase Era, mitochondrial-like
Exons: 11
Coding region: 49-1671 (540 amino acids)
Biological process (GO): ribosomal small subunit assembly
Cellular component (GO): mitochondrial matrix
Molecular function (GO): rRNA binding; ribosomal small subunit binding; GTP binding
Source: RefSeq, a predicted model, not a curated record